Pimephales promelas (fathead minnow) is the source of this 3176-nucleotide messenger RNA. RefSeq names its product prospero homeobox protein 1. Gene Ontology annotation, cellular component: nucleus. NCBI's taxonomy places the organism in Eukaryota, Metazoa, Chordata, Actinopteri, Cypriniformes, Leuciscidae. The record is from RefSeq and is a predicted model, not a curated record. Gene Ontology annotation, biological process: regulation of transcription by RNA polymerase II. Gene Ontology annotation, molecular function: DNA-binding transcription factor activity, RNA polymerase II-specific; RNA polymerase II cis-regulatory region sequence-specific DNA binding.
CAACUCAACGCAAUGUUCUGCCGCCUCGCCCUACUACAAGAUCUGAUAUCAUAUUCUGUUUGUCAUCUCACAAACCACAGCAGCUUUUCUCCAGUCAUUUGCAAGUAGGUGACAGUGAUAAUGGUUUGUUAGUUCAGGCUUGUGGGAAAUGGGUCAACAGCAGCUCCACAAAUGCCAGCCCAUGACACAGAGUUCCAUCUAAAUCUACAGACCAAGAGAAGACGAGUGGACAUUGGCGUGAAGAGGACUAGCUCAGCAGCCACAUCAACACAUACAGCUUCUGCUGUCAUCACUGUGACUCGUGCAGCCAAAUCUACUGCCAUGAACUCCCAUCACAGUUGGAAGCAGGAUGUGCUGGAGCGCCAAGGGGCUCAUCUCAAGCACCGGGACUCAAGUGAGGCUAAGUCGAAUGUUCUCCGCAAACUGCUUAAAAGGGCCAGCUCAUAUGAAGACAACAUGAUACCCUUUUCUGGUGCCACUAUCAUCACCAAGCUACUGAACAGCAAUAAGGCAACGACAGAAACAGGAGGCAGGGAGCCAAUAUUCUCCAGGAAAGCAGAACCUGAACCACCACAGGAGGACACUUGCAGCAGCUCAUCCCAAGAGAGUGUUAAAGAGUGUCUCUCACCAUUUGGACAAAACAUAGGGACCCGUUUUGACUCGGAGCGGCUAAAUGAAGAGCACCUACAGGCCAAGCGCGCACGUGUCGAGAACAUAAUUCGUGGAAUGAACCACUCGCCAAAUGUGAUGACACGCUCUAUCCCUAGUGGGAAAGAACAUGAGCGAGACGGAGAGGGAGAAACCGAGGUUCCCGCCCGUGAAAACAAGAGGAAACAAAAAUUACCUCAGCAGCAGAGCGUCCAGCGGCUGGUUUCCACACACACCGAGCAGAAGGUUGAAGAACGCAGGCAGUUGAAACUACAGUUGGAGGACCUGCAGAAACAGCUGAGACAGAUUCAGGAGAAGUUCUUCCGGAUCUACGACAGCUCAGAUUCUGAAGCCGAUGGAGGGAAUCUCUCAGAAGACAGUGCACAAUCUGAUGGAUUGCUUGAACACCAAAGUUACGUCGCCGAUCAAAGGAAUAAUUUGAUGGCGGCUUCGGAUCCGGAAUGCGUUCCCGACGAGGCGAGGGAACACGUAUUGCUAGAUGGAGAGAUGGCCAAACGAGAGAGUUCUUUGAGGAGCAAAGGUUUGAAGUCUGUGCACGGAGUAGGCAAGCAUCUGGCAGAAACCCUGAAGCAGGAGCUGAACUCUGUCAUGUCUCAAGUGAUAGACACCGUGGUGAAUGUUUUCUCAAAACCUCCACGGCAACUGUUACAAGUAUUCCCAUCACUUCCAGCAACCCAGGACCGCUUUGCUUUUAACGGGGACAACCCAAACUUCCACACUGCUAAUCAGAGGCUGCAGUGUUUUGGUGAUGUUAUCUUUCCCAGACCAUUUGACUCCUUUGUUGGAGUCCCUCUUCCUAGCGCCAAUGAGCAGAUGGAGGCACGACCACUGGUGGUGCAAAAGUGUGUAUCUGAGCACCACCAGUCCACAGAUCUUGGAGCUCAAAGUGGCCACCCACAUCCCUCCCUACACACGUCUUCUCUUUCUGGAAACACAGGCUUCAUCUCCCAAUCAUUCCGUCAUCCGUUUCCGCUUCCUCUCUUGGGUUACUCCUUUCAGAGCACUCUUGGUGCUUCAUCUAGUAUUGAAUCUCCUGAUUUGAUGGAUCUGUCAAGGGAGACCACCAGCUUACAGAAAAGCUUACAUCUGAUGCAUAACCGUUCCUGCUCACCAGAUUACUCAGACACCUCUGCUGAAGGGCUGUCACUCAUCAAGUCUGAAUGUAGGGAACUUAAUCCACUGUCAGGCAUCUCACCACCCUCAGAGAGUACAAUCCAGGAGGGCUUGUCCCCGAGUCACCUGAAGAAGGCCAAACUGAUGUUCUUCUACAGCAGGUACCCAAGCUCCAGCAUGCUCAAGAUGUACUUCUCAGACGUGAAGUUUAACAGGUGCAUCACAUCUCAGCUGAUAAAGUGGUUCAGUAACUUCAGAGAGUUCUACUACAUCCAGAUUGAGAAGUUUGCCCGGCAGGCCAUAAAUGACGAUGUGGUGGCAGCGGAUGACAUCAGAGUGAGCUGUGAUUCGUCGCUCUACAAAGUGCUUAACAUGCACUACAAUAAGAACAACGAUUUUGAGGUCCCUGAACGUUUCUUGGAGGUAACUCAGAUUGCACUACGCGAGUUCUUCAAUGCCAUAGUGGCCUGUAGAGAUGCGGAUCCAUCGUGGAAGAAGGCCAUUUAUAAAGUCAUCUGCAAACUGGACUCUGAGGUUCCAGAUAUAUUUAAAUCGCCCAGUCGUCUUCAGGAACUUCUACAUGAUUAACGUUACAAAACAUCACUAAAAUGCGUUUCUACCCUUUUUUUUAAUGUAUAUUACUAAUUUGAGUUGCAGGAUUGUACCUGUUUGUUUUAAAAGUAUUUUUUUCUGGCUUUUCACAGUAAAAAACAUUUUAUUUAUUAAUGUUAUCAUUAGGUUACCUUUUGAAGUAUAGCUCUUGUUAAUGCAGAAUAUUCAUUGUGGAUUGUCUCACAGACUGUCCUGGUGUGAGAAAUUCAAAUUUUGUAAUUUUUUUUUUUAUUGAAAAUGAAGGAUGAACAGAAUUAAGGUGAAUCAUUUUUAUCGUUAAUUUUAUGUACCUUUUGCAUUCCUGCUCUAAGGUUUUCUAUUUGUUCUGUGGUAACCAAAACUUAUUAUUAUUUCAAAAUAUAGCACUCAAUAUGCAAAUGUAUACUACUGAAAGAGGCGUUUUUUUCUAAAGAGCGAGUUACAUUUUUUAUGUUUCUUGGGGUGAAAUCUUAUUAUGCUAAACGGAGUAGUCUUGUCCUCUUGUCUGUGCUUGCUUUACAGCACUAUACCUCACAACAUAGGAAACAAUUGUGCUCACUUUUUGAGAUAAAAUGGCUAACAUGCUGGAAAUGCCUCUGUUAUUAGCAAAUUUAUCAGCAUAUUCCUCAAUCAGACUGUGUGUGCACUUGGAUGUCUCACUAAACCAGCUGAAAGCAGAGUGGAGUCACUUGUAAGUGUCCCUCCUGGACUGUAUAGCUAAAAAUGGCAUCUCAAAAAGCCAACAAAAGCAAAUUGAAGUGUCUGUUUUUGCCUCUUUUAUAAAAAAAAAAAAAAAAAAAAAA